CCUCUCUCAGCCGGAAGUAGCUGUCGGUUUUGGUGACGCUGCAUUAGACUGCUCGACAUGGACCGGUCUGGGCUGCUCGGAUGGCUCCUCUUCAGCCUGGCUCUGGCCGGAGCCCAGGCUCUCACCCCGGCUCACUACCUCUCCCUGUCCGACGUGGCCCGGCUGCAGAACCUCCUGAGCCAGCCGUUCUCCGACCUGGAGGCCGCUUACUACUCCGUUAUUGGCCUGACGAAGCUCGGAGCCACAGUUCCUGAUCACGGCGAGGUGUGUCAGUUCCUGAAGUCCCAGGUUGAUCCCACCAGUGUUGAUUCUCUGUUCUUCGCCGCUGAGACCAGUCAGGCCAUCUCAGGAUGUGAGAUCCCCGUGUCCAACGAGACCCGCGACAUCCUGCUGGCAGCAGUCAGCGAGGAUUCCACCAUGAGCCAGAUCCACCGGGCCGUGAGCGCGCUCAGCUCUCUGGGGCUUCCUCUGGCCUCGCAGGAGGUGGUCGGCGCCCUCACAGCUCGCAUCAACAAGGAGGACAACGUGAUGGCCAUCACCUCAGCGCUGCUGACAGCGUCGCGUCUGUCCAAGCAGGCCGAGCUCGGAGGCAUCCUGGAGGAGAUUGAGGAUCUGACCGUUCGCCUGGACGACCUCGGCGGCGUGUACCUGCAGUUUGAAGAGGGGCUGGAGGCGACGGCCAUGUUCGUGACGGCUGCUUACGCGCUGUCUGACCACGUGGACAUGGAGCCGCCUCUGAAGGAGGACCAGGUCAUCCAGCUGGUCAACUCCAUCUUCAGCAAGAAGUCCUGGGACUCCCUCCCCGAGGCCUUCAGCGUGGCGAGCGCCGCCGCCGCUUUGUCCGGCAACCGCUUCCAAGUGCCGGUGGUGGUGAGCGCGCAGGGUCCGGCCACAGUGUCGCACAGCCAGCCCACCCUGCAGCUCCUCGUCACGGACGUCAUGUCCCAGCCGCUCUCCUCCGCCAGCGUGCUGGUGGAGUCCGCGUACGCCGUGGCCUCCAAGAGCGCCGUCCUCAACCAGGCACCGUUCACCCUCAACGACGGCGUCUUCGAGCUGAACUUCAUGUCCAGUCAGCCGGCCAGCGGAUAUUACCAGUUCACCGUGGCAGUGACCGGGGACAGCCGGCUGGUCGCCAACCACGUGGAGCUGAAAGUGAAGGUGUCCACCGAGGUGGCCGUCACCAGCAUGGACCUGUCCGUGGUGGACAAAGACCAGAGCAUCGGCACCAAGACCACCAGGGUGGAUUAUCCCUCCAAAGCCAAGAGCUCGUUCACGGCGGACAGCCACCAGAACUUCGCCAUGUCCUUCCAGCUGGUGGACGUCAACACCGGCGUGGAGCUCACCCCCCACCAGACGUUCGUGCGGCUGCACAAUCAGAAGACGGGUCAGGAGGUGGUGUUCGUGGCCGAGCCCGACAGCAAGAACCUGUACAAGUUCGAGCUGGACACGGCCGAGCGCAAGUCGGAGUUCGACUCCAUCUCGGGAACGUACUCGCUGUACCUCAUCGUGGGAGACGCCACGCUGGAGAACCCCAUCCUGUGGAACGUGGCCGACGUGGUGCUGAAGUUCGUGGACGAGGAGGCGCCGGCGACCAUCCAGCCCAAGACUCUCUACGUCCCCAAGCCGGAGAUCCAGCACCUCUUCAGGGAGCCAGAGAAGAAGCCCCCCACCGUGGUGUCCAACACCUUCACCGCCCUGGUCCUGUCGCCCUUCCUGCUCCUGCUCAUCCUGUGGUUUAAACUGGGAGCCAACAUCUCCAACUUCAGCUUUUCGCCGAGCACCAUCCUGUUCCACGUCGGACACGCAGCCAUGCUGGGCCUCAUGUACGUCUACUGGACCCACUUGAACAUGUUCCAGACCCUGAAGUACCUCGCCAUCAUCGGCGGCGUCACUUUCCUGGCCGGAAACCGCAUGCUGGCCCAAAAAGCUGUGAAGAGGAUCGCGGCAGAGCAGAGUAGUAGGUUGGCAAAGUAUAGGAGCCUCCGAUAGAGCCCCCACCCCACCCCCACCCUCCCCAUUUGUAACAGUUGGUUCUACUUCCAGGCUGAAACUUGAGAAAAAAUAGAAGACAUCAAGGAUCUGCCCUGUUUCUUUAUUUUGUUUUGUUUAUUUUUUUUUAUUUUUGAAUGUCUUCAACAAACGUGGAUUUUAUUAAUAAAAAAAAAAAAGUUCCAGAAUUCUUUCAUCGGUUAAAAAAUUAGCGGUUUUUGUUGCCAAAUGGACAGACUCUGAAAAGCUACUGAUCAUUGCACU
Salarias fasciatus (jewelled blenny) is the source of this 2253-nucleotide messenger RNA. RefSeq names its product ribophorin II (gene rpn2). Gene Ontology annotation, biological process: protein N-linked glycosylation. The record is from RefSeq and is a predicted model, not a curated record. Lineage: Eukaryota; Metazoa; Chordata; Actinopteri; Blenniiformes; Blenniidae. The coding region runs from base 58 to 1989 and encodes 643 amino acids. Gene Ontology annotation, cellular component: oligosaccharyltransferase complex; membrane. The transcript has 18 exons.